AUGUGUAUUGCAUUGUUAAUAUUAUUUUUGACAAGUUUUGGAAUAUGCGAAAGUGGUAAAAAAAAUGGCGGAACGAUUGUUUUUCCAGAAUCGUCAGAGAAUUCAAUUUCUGAUGUUGAAGAAUUAUUUCAAAAUUUGAUCGAACCAUUCAACUCUGAUAACGGUGAUUUACCUGUUGGUAUUUCCGCUCGUUUAGGAUCAGAAAAUAUUGAAAGAAAUGCUUUAAAAACGGCUAAAAUGGCAAAAUGCAUGCCAGAAUUAAGAACAGUGCCAUUAAAACCUGAUAAAACAACGGCCACCUUUUAUUAUCCAUCUUGCACAAGAGUGGAAAGAUGCGGCGGAUGCUGUUCUCAUCAUUUAUUAUCUUGUCAACCCACAGAAUCUGAAAUAAUACCAAUGAGUGUCGUAGUUGCUGAUUAUUUGGGUGGUAAUAAAUUACAGUUCAGAGGGAAAAAAAUUAUCGAAGUUGAACAGCACACAAAAUGCAAAUGCGAAUGCAAAAUAAAACCUGAGAAUUGCAGCAGGUACCAAAAAUACAAUCCAGAUAAAUGUCAGUGUGAAUGUACAAACAACGAUGAAGAAAAAAAAUGCAGCGAAGAAAAAUCUAAAAAAAUAUGGAAUAGUGACAAUUGCAGUUGUAUGUGCAGGGAGGAAUUAGAAUGUGGGUCUGGAUUUUUCUUUGAUCCAUUUACUUGCAGGUAG
This is a messenger RNA of Pediculus humanus corporis (human body louse), 702 nucleotides long. Its product is annotated as Vascular endothelial growth factor A precursor, putative. Gene Ontology annotation, molecular function: growth factor activity; growth factor receptor binding. Gene Ontology annotation, cellular component: membrane. NCBI's taxonomy places the organism in Eukaryota, Metazoa, Arthropoda, Insecta, Psocodea, Pediculidae. Gene Ontology annotation, biological process: positive regulation of cell population proliferation; positive regulation of protein autophosphorylation. Bases 1 to 702 code for a protein of 233 amino acids. The record is from RefSeq and is a predicted model, not a curated record. The transcript is spliced from 5 exons.